GGCCCGGGACCCCGCCCUCGCGCGGGGGAGGAGCGGGCGGCGGGCCUGGUGCUAGGAGCCCGACGGGCCGCGGAGGCAGGCGCCGCGCUGGGGCCGCCGAGAUCGGGUCCCGGGAUGAGCUUCACCCGGAAAAAGGGCUUCUACAAGCAGGACGUCAACAAGACCGCCUGGGAGCUGCCCAAGACCUACGUGUCCCCGACGCACGUAGGCAGCGGGGCCUAUGGCGCCGUGUGCUCUGCCAUCGACAACCGAUCAGGGGAGAAGGUGGCCAUCAAGAAGCUGAGCCGGCCCUUCCAGUCCGAGAUCUUUGCCAAACGGGCCUACCGAGAGCUGCGGCUACUGAAGCACAUGCAGCAUGAGAACGUCAUCGGGCUCCUGGAUGUCUUCACCUCAGCCUCCUCCCUGCGCAGCUUCCAUGACUUCUACCUGGUGAUGCCCUUCAUGCAGACGGACCUGCAGAAGAUCAUGGGGAUGGAGUUCAGUGAGGACAAGAUCCAGUACCUGGUGUAUCAGAUGCUCAAGGGUCUCAAGUACAUCCACUCAGCUGGGGUCAUCCACAGGGACCUGAAGCCGGGCAACCUGGCCGUGAACGAGGACUGCGAGCUGAAGAUCUUGGAUUUCGGGCUGGCCCGGCAUGCGGAUGCUGAGAUGACAGGCUAUGUGGUGACCCGCUGGUACCGAGCCCCCGAGGUGAUCCUCAGCUGGAUGCACUACAACCAGACUGUGGACAUCUGGUCUGUGGGCUGUAUCAUGGCAGAGAUGCUGACGGGGAAAACUCUGUUCAAGGGGAAAGAUUACCUGGACCAGCUGUCCCAGAUCCUAAAAGUGACCGGGGUGCCGGGCGCAGAGUUUGUGCAGAAGUUGAACGACAAAGCGGCCAAAUCCUACAUCCAGGCCCUGCCACAGAGCCCCAAGAAGGAUUUCUCUCAGCUCUUCCCGCACGCCAGCCCCCAGGCCAUAGACCUGCUGGAGAAGAUACUGGAGCUGGACGUGGACAAGCGCCUGACGGCCUCGCAGGCCCUCGCCCACCCCUUCUUUGAGCCCUUCCGAGACCCUGAGGAGGAGACAGAGGCCCCGCAGCCAUUUGAUGAUUCCUUAGAACAUGAGAAACUCACAGUGGAUGAAUGGAAGCAGCACCUCUACAAGGAGAUCGUGAACUUCAGCCCCAUUGCCCGGAAGGACUCACGGCGCCGGAGCGGCAUGAAGCUGUAGUGACCCGUCUAGCCGGACCCCUGGUUGAGCCCAGGGACUGGCCCAUGGCACCGCCUGCCAGAUACUGCCCCUAGGACCCACAUCUGCUUGUCACUUCUGGUCUAGCCCUUCUGGGACUAUCGCCUUCCGGGCGGAGGAGAGAGGGGCCUUGUCCCGGUGUAGGAAACAGGCCUCGUAGCUGCAGGAUUCAGAGAUGUUGGUUGGCAGAAAAUAGCUCUGAUCGCAACCAGCCACAUUAAAACGUCCAUCUGGAGACUCGCC
Messenger RNA from Neomonachus schauinslandi (Hawaiian monk seal), 1473 nucleotides. It is a transcript of the gene MAPK13, whose product is annotated as mitogen-activated protein kinase 13. Bases 115 to 1212 code for a protein of 365 amino acids. Lineage: Eukaryota; Metazoa; Chordata; Mammalia; Carnivora; Phocidae. The transcript is spliced from 12 exons. Gene Ontology annotation, cellular component: cytoplasm; nucleus. The record is from RefSeq and is a predicted model, not a curated record. Gene Ontology annotation, molecular function: ATP binding; MAP kinase activity. Gene Ontology annotation, biological process: protein phosphorylation; MAPK cascade.